Molecule: messenger RNA, 375 nt
Organism: Strongylus vulgaris
Lineage: Eukaryota; Metazoa; Nematoda; Chromadorea; Rhabditida; Strongylidae
Source: the annotation of a GenBank genome assembly
AUGGAAGUGCUCAUGAUAGGUCGAUUCCUCGGUGGUAUCUCAACUAGUAUUCUAUUUUCCGCUUUCGAGAGUUGGCUGGUUUAUGAGCACAACAAACGAGGUUUCUCGGAAAGUGCUCUUGCCACAGUAUUCUCUCAUGCAGCCCUCGGUAAUUCGGUGAUUGCCAUCAUCUCUGGAGUGGCUGCUCAGUUUGCCGCCGACGCCUUUGGAUAUGUAGCUCCUUUUGAUCUCUCGCUGCUUGUCUUAGCGGUUAUGUGUGUGUUUGUAUAUACAACCUGGGUUGAAAACUAUGGUGAUGAAAAAGCGCCGGUUCAUGAGAGCUUCUCGAAAGCAUUCCAUACCAUAAGGACCGGUGAGAGCAAUUUUAUCGAGUGA